AUGCUGCCAGCAAGUGGCUUCUCUAGAGCUCUGCGAGAAGCCGCGCCUGGCUUGUCAAGACGCUUUUUCGAAUGCAGUGGUCGAAGACACGCCUCGCAGGUUAGCAUCGCGAAGGAAAAGUCGAUACUCAAUGGACAAGCUCGAAAACCCAGCACAUCACCGACGAAGCCCACGGGAUACCUCUCUAGUACGAAGCUAUGCUCCCCGUCCAGUUACUACACGCGGUCACCCUUCCCGGCCCCGUACUUUCGGGCAUUUACCCAAUCUACAAGAGCCAGAAGAACAACCUCUCCGGAGGUAGGGGAUCGCGCGAAUGCAGAACAUCAGGAUAGUGGAAAGCACGGGGAUGAGACCGGGAGCAGAAAAUCAUUUUUUCCAGACGCAUCAUCGAACACGGUUGGCUACUGGCUUCUGGGGAGUGCUGCCAGCGUCUUUGGGAUCGUCGUGUUUGGAGGUCUCACAAGACUUACAGAGUCUGGCCUGAGUAUCACGGAAUGGAAACCAGUCACCGGCUCUCUACCUCCCAUGUCUGAGGCUGACUGGGAGUCUGAAUUCGCCAAAUACCGUUCAAGUCCCGAGUUCAAGAUGCUCAACUCACGCAUGACGCUCGACGAGUUCAAGUCUAUCUACUGGAUGGAAUGGAUCCAUCGCAUCUGGGGCCGCUUCGUGGGCCUAUCUUUCGUCUUGCCCGCGGCUUUUUUCAUUGCGAGGAGGCAGGUCUCCAGAUCCAUGGCCGCGAGACUGCUCGGUAUAGCUGGGUUAAUCGGCUUUCAGGGUUUUAUCGGCUGGUGGAUGGUGAAGUCCGGCCUGAAGGACGACCUUUUCGCUCCCGGUUCGCACCCACGUGUAUCACAGUACAGAUUGACUGCGCACUUGGGGGCAGCCUUUAUUUGUUACCUCGCCAUGUUCUGGAACGGUCUCGACAUCUUGCGCACGAACAAGAUCUUGCGCGCGACUCCUGACACAGCGAACACGACGCUGCAUGCUUUGAAGAAUCCCGCCCUGAGACCUUUCAAGCGCUACGUUGCCUUCCUCGCCGGUCUAGUCUUCAUUACAGCCAUGUCUGGAGGCCUGGUAGCUGGUCUAGACGCAGGCUUGAUCUACAACGAGUUCCCAUAUAUGGGGCUGGGACUUACGCCGCCAAAGACCGAGCUGUGGGACAAAUUCUACAGCCGCGAAGCUGAUAACAGCGAUCUCUGGUGGCGGAAUAUGCUCGAGAACCCCAGCCUAGUUCAGCUCGACCAUCGGAUCCUCGCCACCACGACGUUCACAGCAGUCAUGGCUCUCUGGACUUUCGCACGCUCCGGCGCGAUGCAGAAAGCUCUACCCCGGGCGGCGCAACGAGGCGUCCACGGUGUCGUCGGGUUCGUCUUUUUGCAGGUCACCUUGGGCAUUACUACGCUACUGUAUUUGGUGCCUACGGGGCUGGCGAGCGCGCAUCAGGCGGGCAGUCUCGCGCUAUUGACUUGGACGAUCGUGCUGGGCAGUCGGGUCUGGUUCCCAACACAAGCUGCGCGAAUUUUGGCUCAGCGAACGGCGACUGCGACACAGGCGAACUUGGGCAGCAGCAAGUUUACGCCAAAUGCCACGGAGAUGCUCAAAGCGAGGUCGAAUGGACUGAUGCCUGGAAAACCCGUCGCGUUGGCGGCCGCGGGAAUCAUGCCGCUUGGAACGGCAAUAGGUCUGAUCUUGUCGAAUGAGGCGGAAGGUUCACUACGAGAACAGCUGUCCAGAGGAGGCUCUCAGGAUUCGUCGAGGUCGAGAGAUGAGCAGGUGCGAUUGAAGUGA
Cladophialophora yegresii CBS 114405 is the source of this 1788-nucleotide messenger RNA. RefSeq names its product cytochrome c oxidase assembly protein subunit 15. The record is from RefSeq and is a predicted model, not a curated record. Gene Ontology annotation, molecular function: oxidoreductase activity, acting on NAD(P)H, heme protein as acceptor. The transcript has 2 exons. NCBI's taxonomy places the organism in Eukaryota, Fungi, Ascomycota, Eurotiomycetes, Chaetothyriales, Herpotrichiellaceae. Gene Ontology annotation, cellular component: mitochondrial inner membrane. Gene Ontology annotation, biological process: heme A biosynthetic process. The coding region runs from base 1 to 1788 and encodes 595 amino acids.